This is a messenger RNA of Colletotrichum lupini, 2001 nucleotides long. RefSeq lists its product as uncharacterized. The record is from RefSeq and is a predicted model, not a curated record. Lineage: Eukaryota; Fungi; Ascomycota; Sordariomycetes; Glomerellales; Glomerellaceae. The transcript is spliced from 12 exons. The coding region runs from base 1 to 2001 and encodes 666 amino acids.
AUGGUCACGAGCCGGCCCCUGGAUCCCUUCCUCAUCGCUCAAACGGGCAUCUUGCAGCGGAACAGCCCUGGAUGUCGAAUACACACCCUAAUGCUUCUAGCCUCUGACCCCGCAAGUCGCCGCUGGCGGCAUUCUGCUCUCUUCGUCUCUGAGGUCAUGGACUGCUCUCACCCACACCACCCUCUCGACAAGUGUCGACAUGGAGUUCCCCUUCUUUUGCUGCUUUUGCUGCCCGGUGGUACGACGGAUCGACUGGCAACUCGUCCACGCCCGGCCACCGCACCCGCAUCCCCCGUCCCAUUCAUUCCCCCUUCUCUCCUCGGACACGACCGACCUCCAAUCAACCUACCCACCACCCCCUUGAAGACUCACUUUGUUGCUAAUGCAUCCAGAGCCUCAAUGAACCUUUUUCUUAAACCAUCGACCCAAACGGCGUCGUCUCCCCGUCGUUCACGGUCCCCGUCCGUCCGUACGCCGUCCGCUAUCAUCCCGGCAAUGGCUUUCGCAUCGUCGCCCGUUGACUCGCCGUCGUCCUCCUUCUUCGCCGCCGCCGCUGCCGCCCCGGACCUCGACGGCCUCGCUCAGGCGCCAGCGUCCGUCGCUCGCGCCAUCCUCGUGGCUCUCUGCGAUGACCGACGGGUUCGAGCCCAGGCGUUGAGGCAGCUUGAGCGGCUGCUGCGCUUUGAGGCCGAUGUCCGCGAGGAAGAGGAGGAGGAUGGUGUCAAGAGGAGCCCCAAUUCCGUCUCAAGUCCAUCAAAUCCAAAAAAGAGAAAGGCAACCGGCGAGCCCAAAAUCUGUGUUCAGUGCGACGGCAUCUUCACGGCCGACGAGAACAGCUUUGGUUCAUGUUGGUACCACUCAGGCGAGCUGGAGCUUUGGGAUGAGACGCAAAUACCACCAACAAUCUGGGACGACGUAUCGUCAGACGAGCUGGACACAGAUUCCAAUCGCCUAGAGUAUCCCGCAGCGUUCCGAUGGUGCUGCUGCCAGAGGCUAGGCGACAGGCAAGGCUGCGUGCGCGGCACACACGAAGCCAACCCGGAUAGGAGCAAAAAGGGCCGCGGCAACGAGCUGUCCGAUCUCGAAGACGAUCCGCUGGAGCUUGACGACGCCUCCUCGCAGGAGUUGGGACCGCCGCCGCAUCAGCAGCACUACACGAUCUCGAGCUCACCGACGGACGCUGGCCACAAGGCGACGACGGCAACGAUGACUAAACGAACUCGCUUCCUGGGUUCCCCUCCUUUCGGCCUUCCGGACGAGACUGGUUUUGGUAGACCGGUCAAGGAAAUGAUUACGGUUUCGGUCAAUCGGAUGGGCUCCCGGCCUCCCGACCGAUGGUGGUCGGGAGUCAAAGCGGCAAUCGGGCACAAGUUCGAAAAAACCGGAGCAGAGCGGAGCGAAGCAAAGCAAAGCAUUUUCCUGGGAGAAGGGGGAGGCAUAGCAUUUGGCAACGAGCAAGCAACAUUGAAAUUGGUCGGACAAGAAAUUGGAGGGGGCGACACUACUGCUGGCAUCUCGUUGCCUCGCAUGAGGGGAUCCUCGUACAUCAAAGACAUCACGAAUAAUGGAGGCAGACCCCCAAUGAAGGCAGCAUUCCCAGGAUCGAGAUGGCUCGCAUUUUCGCCUCAUAGGACUGGCGGUGGCGGAAUUCGCAUGGUUCGCCGACGACGACAACGAUGGGGUGGUGAGACGAACCGGAAGCGUCCUGCCCAUAGCGGUCCGAUAUCAUCUGCAGCAAGCGCUCAAAUCUGCAAGGGACACCAGAAGCGGCCUAGCAAUCCCGCUCCAGGGAAUAUAAAGCUUGCCAGCCAGCAGCGCAAGUACGGAGUACACACGCCAGACCGAAUGAACCAACGCACCACCUACAGGCUACUUGCCUUUCGUCAGCUAGCCAGCCGCUGGACCGUCUCUGGGGCCAUGGGUAAAUGCCCUGUACUCUGGACUCUAGAGACUGAAGAGCCGGAUGACCCUUACCAUCCGAGAUUCCCCGGCAAACCCUGA